AUGCUACCCCUGGUGAGGACCAUGUCUCUGUUUCCGUCGCUCUCUCUCCUUCUUCUGAGUGUGGUGGCAACAUCUUAUUCAGAAAUAGAACCUGAUGAGAACCUUCCAAAGACCUGCCCUGUGAUCACCUGUGCUUCUCCAGGCAUCAACGGCUUGCCAGGCAGAGAUGGGCGUGAUGGCCCCAAGGGAGAAAAAGGAGAACCAGGCCAAGGGCUCAGAGGCAUUCAAGGUCCCCCUGGAAAGUUGGGGCCUCAAGGAAAUCCAGGACUCCCUGGGAUACCAGGAAGUGUGGGCCAAAAAGGAGACGCUGGAAUAUGUCCAAAGUGUGAUGAUGGCCCGGCUGUUUCAGAAAGAGCAGCUCUGCGCUCAGAAUUGGAUCGUGUCAAAAAAUGGCUGGCCUUCGCUCUGGGCAAACAAGUUGGAAAGAAGUUCUUCUUGACCAAUGGUCGAAAGAUGACCUUUGACAAAGUGAAGGCGCUGUGCACCCAUUUCCAGGCCUCCAUGGCCAUCCCCAUGAAUGCUGAAGAGAACAAGGCCAUCGCGUAUGUAACCAAAGGAGAUGCCUUCCUGGGCAUCACAGAUAAGGAGAAUGAAGGUCAUUUUGUGGAUCUGACAGGAAGGCCUGUGACCUACCAAAACUGGAAUGCUAAUGAGCCCAACAAUGCCAACUCUGAGGAACACUGUGUGAUGAUCCUGCCUGAUGGCAAAUGGAAUGACAUCAGCUGCUCAGCCUCCCUUUUGGCAGUUUGUGAGUUCCCUGUCUGAGGAAGCCCGUCCCCUCAGGCCCUUCUGUCCAUGGACC
Messenger RNA from Eptesicus fuscus (big brown bat), 802 nucleotides. RefSeq names its product mannose binding lectin 2 (gene MBL2). Gene Ontology annotation, cellular component: rough endoplasmic reticulum; multivesicular body. The transcript has 5 exons. NCBI's taxonomy places the organism in Eukaryota, Metazoa, Chordata, Mammalia, Chiroptera, Vespertilionidae. The record is from RefSeq and is a predicted model, not a curated record. Gene Ontology annotation, biological process: surfactant homeostasis; positive regulation of phagocytosis. The coding region runs from base 1 to 765 and encodes 254 amino acids.